This is a messenger RNA of Ixodes scapularis (black-legged tick), 732 nucleotides long. RefSeq lists its product as uncharacterized. Bases 1 to 732 code for a protein of 243 amino acids. The record is from RefSeq and is a predicted model, not a curated record. The transcript is spliced from 3 exons. Lineage: Eukaryota; Metazoa; Arthropoda; Arachnida; Ixodida; Ixodidae.
AUGUCUAUUCUGCAGUGGGCCGGGCACGACUCUGCAGCGCCAGACCCAAAAUGCAGCUCAUCAGUCAGCAUCCUUAGUGGCUACCAGGAUGUCUUCUCUAGGGACCUGGGCGUAAUCAAGGGACCUCCAGCCAGCCUGCAACUGAAGGACGGCGUUUCCCCCAAGUUCUAUAAGGCGAGACCCAUCCCUUAUGCGCUUCAGUUUACCUUGGUUACUUACCACCAGCCACUCCUGGGCCUCCAGAGAGCUGACCGUCUGACUCCGGCAAUGGCCGCCGCCCGGAUUCAGCGCUGGGCGCUUUACCUGGGUGGCUACCGUUAUAAACUGCACUACGUGCCAGGAAAGCAGUUGCUGAACUCAGACGCCCUCAGCAGAUUGCCGAUGCUGGCAACGGAGCCGGAAGAUGAGGAGCCACCACAGGGACGUGAUGACUGGGCGGUACAACCGGACAGCACCCUCUAUGUGCGCAAUUACGGCGCCGGUGAAAAAUGGACACCCGGGCGCGUCCAGACCACGACAGGAGCUCGGAUGGCGACCGUGGAAACCCCCGCAGCGGUUAUUCGGCGGCACACCGACCACGUACGCCCCCGCCACGACGCAAGCCCGCAGAGUCUGCCAGAUAGCCGCGCAUCAAACGCUACAGAGGCUUCAGGUCGAGCACCGCCUUCCAAGACGUCGAUGCGGCUGUGGGGCCUACCCCUCAGCUAUCUCCCGACAGGGACCAGUGGCUAG